Stylophora pistillata is the source of this 3610-nucleotide messenger RNA. RefSeq names its product structural maintenance of chromosomes protein 5. Lineage: Eukaryota; Metazoa; Cnidaria; Anthozoa; Scleractinia; Pocilloporidae. Gene Ontology annotation, molecular function: single-stranded DNA binding; ATP hydrolysis activity. Gene Ontology annotation, cellular component: Smc5-Smc6 complex; nucleus. Gene Ontology annotation, biological process: double-strand break repair via homologous recombination. The record is from RefSeq and is a predicted model, not a curated record.
UUCACCAAAAUGGCAUCCAAACGGCCAGACUCCAGCCAAAGAGGUCCCAUUGAUUUGAUAAAAAGAAGAAAAUCUGCCGCUGCAGGCCAGUCUAAUAAAGAAGAUGAAAACGGCAGCUUUGUUGAUGGUGCGAUAGUGCGCGUGAAGAUGCGAAAUUUUGUGACGUAUGCAGAUUGUGAGUUCAAGCCGGGUCCACAUUUAAAUGUGCUUCUGGGACCUAAUGGUACUGGCAAAUCGUCUAUAGUCUGUGCAAUCUGCCUAGGGCUUGCUGGAGCAACUAAGCUGCUUGGCCGUGCAACAGAGGUUAGAGACUUCAUCAAACACGGAGCAUCUCAAGCCCUGAUAGAGAUCGAGCUACACAAUUCAAUCAAAAGGAAUCACAUAAUAACAAGGGAAAUGUACAGAAAUGAGAAUAGAUCCAACUGGAAAAUUAAUGGAAAGGCAUCAACAAUGAAAGAGGUUCAAGAGCUGACCAAAAAGUUAAAUGUGCAAGUUGGCAACCUUUGUCAGUUUCUUCCCCAGGAUAAAGUGCAAGAAUUUGCAAAGAUGUCUCAGCAGCAACUUCUGGAAGCCACAGAGAAAGCAGUUGGACCACCAGACAUGUUUGAUAUCCAUCAAAAGCUUAUUGAACUCAGGAAAGAAGAAAAAGAACUUGAGGUUCUCCUCAGAAAUAAUAAGGAACAUCUUGAAAAACUGCGACAGCAAAAUGAACUUCUGGAGCAUGAGGUCAAAAGACAUCAAGAAAGGGAGCGUCAUUUACAAAAAGUGCAAAUUUUGGAAAAGAAAAAACCUUGGGCUGAAUAUGAGCAAGCCCGAAAGAAGUUUGUAGAAAUUAAAGGUGAAAAAGACAUGGUGAAAAGAAGGCUUGAUGGAGUCAGAAAGCAAAAUGAACCAAUGCAGAAACGCCUUGAUGAAAUAACAAGAAAAGUGAGACAGCUUGAAAACUCCACCAGAGAGUUAAUGGAAAAAGGCAGUGAUGUGUUGAAAAGAGCCAAGUCAAAGAGUGAACAAAUUGAGAGGAAAGGAGAUGAGAUCGAUAACCUGCUCACAGAAUUGAAAGAUCUGAAAGAUGAAGAAAAGAAGAGACAAAAACGAAUGAGUGACCUGGAAAGGGUAAUAGAUGGACUGCAGAAUGAACUGGAGAAUCUACCAGACCCAUCUCAAUUGCAGCCUCUUAUUGAUGAAAUCAAUGUUGAAGCUCGACAAAAGAACCGUGAAGUGAUGACCAUGCAAGGGCAAGCUCGUAGCAUCAAAGAUGAGGCAGACAGCUUGAAGGCUCAGGUUCAAGACAUUAAGAGCAGAAUUUCUGAACUUGAAGACAUGAAGAAUCGUCGCUUGGAGCAUUUGCGCAAUAGAUUUAAAGAUACAUAUAAUGCUGUACUGUGGUUGCGGGCAAAUCAACACAAGUUUCAAGCUCCUGUCCAUGAACCAAUUCUUCUACAGGUUGAAAUGAAAGAUGUGAAGAAUGCUAAAUUUAUUGAAAGCGUUAUAAACCAGAAUGAUCUACGAGCAUUUGUUUGCAGUAAUAGAGAUGACUUAACACUAUUUCUAGAUGAGGUACGUGACAAACAAGGGCUAAGGGUCAAUGGAGUUGCACCACCAGACGAGACUUUGGAAAGCUUCAAGUCAUCACGCUCCUUGAAAGAUAUAGGGAAGUGGGGGUUUUUCUGUUAUCUAAAAGACUUGUUCACUGCUCCUGAUGAAGUAAUGCGGUAUCUGUGCCAUCAAUAUCGUCUUCACGAAAUUCCUUUAGGGAAUGAUUGGACAACCAAGAAUGCAGAUAAGGUGAUUAACGAAUCAGGUGUAACAAGUUUUUACACCUUAACCUCAAGGUACACUGUGAAGCGCUCGUUAUAUGGCAAUCGGGAGAGAUCAACUGUAGUUGAUCAUGUUAGAGAUGCCAGGCUGUUUAACAUAGCUGUUGAUGCAGAGAAGAAAAGACAACUUGAAUUGGAACAACAGGAUGUCAGCCAUCAAGUACAGCAAAAAAAUGAAGAAUAUAAGAACUUAAGUGAGAGAGAGAACAGUUUACAUAAGGAACUGGAAAGUCUCAGAAAUAAAAAGAAAGAAUUAACCUCACAAACACAAAGGAGAAGAAAUUUAGAGAACCAGCUGGCAGCCAAGCAAAAGAACCUGGAAACAAUGCAGAAAGCAACACCAGACUUAGAAGGAAAAGCAGAAACAAUACAGCAACAGAUUGUGAGGAUCAAUCAUCAGAGAGCACAACUUGCUAUGGAAUAUAAAGAUUUUGUCCGGGAAUGCACCACAGUUGCCAAAGAGAGACUGGUGCAGAGUCUGCAACAGGUGCAAACCACUAUUGAGAAAUCCAAAGUCGAAGAUAUGUUCAGGGAAUCAUCACAACAGCUGAAUAAACUAGAGGGAGAAUAUCUCAAAAUAAACAAUACCUUAGAUAUGCAGAAGAAAUUGGCUAAGGACUUGAAAAAGGUUGCUCAUGAGAAAACUGGAAUUCCUGAUGGAGCAGAUAUACCUGAUGAGCUUAAAGAGGCAUUUAAGCUGUACCCUGAUACACUUGAAGAAAUAGAUGAGAUGAUCCAUGAUGAGAAAGCUAGAAUUGAAUGCCAAUACCACAGCAACCCACAGGUGGUUAAAGAGUAUGAAAGACGUAAGAAGGAAAUAAAUGAGCUCGACAGGCAGGUUCAGGCACAAGAAACAGACAUAGAGACUAAGCAAAGAAAAAUAACAAGUCUUAAAGAAAGCUGGCUGACACCUUUACAAGAGUUGGUUUCACAAAUCAAUGAAAAGUUUGGAGAGUUCUUUAGAAUGAUGGGCUGUGCAGGAGAAGUUGCCCUCUCAACAGAACAGGGUGAAAACAACUUUGAUAAAUAUGGUAUUCAGAUUAAAGUGAAAUUCCGUGCAAAGGACAGUCUCCAUGUUUUGACUCCAUUCCAUCAGAGUGGUGGGGAGAGAAGUGUCUCAACCAUGUUAUAUUUAAUGGCCCUACAGGAACUUACCAAAUGUCCCUUCAGGGUGGUGGAGGAAAUCAACCAGGGCAUGGAUCCAAACAAUGAGAGGAGAGUUUUUGAACUUGUGGUUGAGACAGCUUGUCGACCAAACACCUCCCAAUAUUUCUUAAUAACUCCCAAGCUUCUUCCAGACUUGACAUACAAAGAAAAGAUGACUAUCCUCUGUGUUUUCAAUGGCCACUAUAUGGUGCCACAUACUAAUUGGAAUAUUGGGAAAUUUAUUCAAAGGAAAAAGGCAUUACAGAGUCAAAGUUAGAUAUCUUUGUGUUGGCUUUGAUGCCACACCAGUGAAGAUAAAUCGUGUAAUUGUUGACUUUUCAGAAAAUUGAUAUUGACAUGUUGCAUUGCAUCACAAGUGUAGCUUGUAAAUGUUUUUGUUGUUGUGAAAGGAUGAUUGAUGCCAAAAUCUGAGAUGGUAAAAAGUUAGAAUAUUGCAUUGGGUACUGAACCUGCUGGAAAGAGUGAAUGGUUAAGCAGAAAUUCUUUUUUCCUUUAUUUGUGUAUACUUCAGUCAAGAGAAACAGUAAAGUAAUUUAAUUUAGAGCUAAGAGUUACUCAUUUGCAGCUGUACCUGUGACCUCCAAUUCGAGUUUUAUUACGAUUAUUAAUAAAAUGUUGGAAAUUUA